AUGUCUCGCCAGUCCACCGUGAGGAUUCAGAGGGGAAGAAGUGGCUUCAGCGCUGCUUCGGCCAUCGUCCCAAACACCUGCCGCACCAGCUUCAGUUCACGCUCUGUCACCCGGGUCGGAAGCUGCAACGCUGGCAGCGGGUUUGCUAGGGUUGGUGGUGGCUUUGGAAGCAAAAGCCUCUACAAUGUCGGUGGAUGCAAGAGGAUCUCCGUGGCUGGCAGGGGUGGUAGCUUCUAUGGAUCUGCAGGUUUUGGUGGUGGCGCUGGUAGCAUGUACGGUGGUGGCUUUGGCAUGCCAGCUAACCUUGGCUAUGGAUAUGGUGCAUUUGGUGGUGGCAUGGGUGGCCCUGGAUUCCCAGCUGGGGGCAUCCACGAAGUCUCCGUCAACCAGAGCCUUCUGAAACCUCUCAACCUGGAGAUUGACCCCAGCAUCCAAAGGAUCCGAAAGGAGGAGAAGGAACAAAUCAAAACCCUCAACAACAAAUUUGCCUCCUUCAUUGACAAGGUCCGAUUCCUUGAGCAACAAAAUAAAGUGCUGGAAACCAAGUGGAGCCUGCUUCAGGAGCAGGGGAUGAAAACAGUUAGGAACAACUUGGAGCCGCUUUUUGAGACUUACAUCAACAACCUCCGGAUGCAGCUGAACAAUUUGCUGAGCGACAAAGGAAGGCUGGAAGGAGAGCUUGUCAACACGCAGUACCUGGUUGAGGAUUUCAAGAAGAAGUAUGAAGAUGAAAUCAACAGGCGUACAGUUGCAGAGAAUGAAUUUGUGACACUCAAGAAGGAUGUAGAUGCUGCCUAUAUGAACAAGGUGGAACUACAAGCCAAGGUAGAUGCGCUGAUUGAAGAAAUUAAUUUCCUGAGAGCCCUCUACGAAGCAGAGCUGUCUCAGAUGCAGACGCAGAUCUCCGACACCUCUGUCGUUCUCACCAUGGACAACAACCGAAACCUGGACCUGGACAGCAUCAUCUCGGAGGUCAAAGCGCAGUACGAGGACAUCGCCAACCGCAGCCGGGCUGAAGCAGAGUCCUGGUACCAAACCAAGGUGAAGAAACUGGGGCUCAACCGCCACGUCCAGCGGCUGCGGUCUGAAAUCGACAAUGUGAAGAAACAGUGUGCAAAUCUGAAAGCGGCCAUCGCGGAUGCUGAGGAACGUGGGGAGCUCGCCCUCAAAGAUGCCAAAGCCAAACUGGCGGAGCUGGAAGAGGCUCGGCAGCAGGCCAAGGCAGGCCUGGCCCGGCAGCGCCGCGAGUACCAGGAGCUCAUGAACGUCAAGCUGGCCCUGGACAUUGAGAUUGCGACCUACAGGAAGCUGCUGGAGGGAGAGGAGUGCAGGCUGGCUGGAGAUGGCGUCCCAGUGAAUAUCUCCGUGACCAGAACAACUGUGGGAACGGGAUACGGAGGAGGAAGCAACCUCAGCAUGGGAGGGGGAAUCUGCAACAUGGGGAACAGCUUCAGCUGCGGAAGUGGUCCUGGGGUUAGCAGCACCACCCUCGGAGGCAGCAGCAGCUCCAGCGUGAAGUUCGUCUCAACCUCCUCCACCAGAAGAAGUUACAGAAGCUAG
This is a messenger RNA of Balearica regulorum gibbericeps (East African grey crowned-crane), 1560 nucleotides long. Lineage: Eukaryota; Metazoa; Chordata; Aves; Gruiformes; Gruidae. The record is from RefSeq and is a predicted model, not a curated record.